CAGCAUCCACACCAGUCAUUUUACCCUUAUCCCCCCAUCCUCAAAGGUGCUGUGUGUGAUAGCUUGUGAAUGUGCAAAUAUUGCUGAUAAUUCAGGGGCUUCAAGAUGGCGAUACAACAAAGGACGGCUUUUUUCUUCCUCUUUUUUAGCGUCAGUUACAUUCCAUCUCUGGCUGUGAUCCUGCGCACUACGGACAAGACUGUCUGGGCUAAUGAAUUUGAGACUAUUGAACUGACCUGUUUGAUAGAGUCCAUAUCAACAAACAAUCCCAGAAUUGAAUGGAAGAAAAUAAAAAAAGGAGUCGUCAGUUAUGUAUACUUUCAGAAUCGGAUUUCAGGAGACUUGGAGCACAGAGCACAGCUCAGAGAGCCAGCCAACCUCCUGAUCCUCAACACAAGCCGGUCUGACACUGCAGAGUAUCGCUGUGAGGUCGCUGCCAUCGACGACCAAAGGGACUUUGAUGAGAUCCUCAUCAGUCUUGCAGUCAGAGUAAAGCCAGUGGUGCCAAGAUGCAGUGUGCCCGUGGCAGUGACAGUAGGCACGUCCUCUGAGCUACGCUGCCUAGAGAAUGAGGGCUUUCCUGCCCCACAGUACAGCUGGUUCCACAACAACGAGGAACUUCCUCUUGAUCCUAAGAACAGCAUCAAGUUCAUCAACUCUUCCUACUCUAUCAACUCUGACACAGGAGGCCUGAAAUUCCGGAGGGUUCGGAAAGAGGACGCUGGGGAGUACUAUUGCCAAGCGAAGAAUGACGCGGGAUCCUCCCAGUGCCCCCCACAGAAGAUGGAAGUCUAUGAUGUUGACAUUUUGGGGAUAUUCCUGAAGUCGUUUGGAGCAGUAGUGGCCAUGAUAUGUGUGACAGUUGGAGUUUGUCAUGCCCAUAAACAUGGCUGCUUCUCCAGCAAGGAUCAAGAAGGGAACAACUAUAAACUGCCAGCACAGGAUGAUGGUGUGGACUAUGGUGAUGCAGAUGAGGGUCACUUCAGACACAAAUCAUCAUUUGUAAUUUAAAAUCAGAACAAGAAGGCAGAGAAUGAGGACAGAAGAAGACACUGAAGACAGAGGCAAAUUCUUACGGACUAGCUUUGUGUAAGAAAUCUGAGCUGUAAGAUUGUGCAUUUUUCUCUUAUGUGCAUUAGCAUUUGCCCAACAAGCUAAAGUGCAUUAGCUUUUGCUCAACAAGCUUGCCAAAGUUAUCAUAAUAAUGUGAACCAUUAUUUUGCUAUUACUUUCUGAUAGACAUUUGCCAUUUAAUGUCAUUUGUAACUAUAUUUCAGCACAAGGUUUUAUUUCUUCAGUCAUCACUGUCAACAGUACCAUUUCAAAUCUGUGACACUUGAGCUUUGAUCAAUAUGCUCAUGUUCAACUAAUGCUGGAACAUUCCCUCACAACGUUUUUGAAAAAUAUCCCUUUUUUACGUCCUUCUAUUUCUACACCGUACACUGAACAUGUUUUGUUAGAAAUGUCUGUCAAAACCUCUAACUGCAGGUUUGCCUGGUUUAUGUUCCUAUGGUAAGGUUGUGUCAGUUUCUUUUGUAUAUAGUUAUUGUAUACAGACAACAUGUCGACAAAUAAGGCUUAUAAACUCACAGAGUUAAAAGGCACAAUUGUAUAGUCUUCAAUGUGCUAAAUAGAGACAAUUAAUCUCUUAUGACAAGAUAACUGCUGAAACAGGUUAUACAGUAUAUCCUAUAAAUGCUGCAACUCAAGAUAUACUACAGUAUACAUGUAAGUAUGAUUUCAGAGUGCCGUUUUUGUGUACAAGUGACCUUCUGUUCUUACAAAUCAUUUAAUAAAAAUAUAUUGGACAUAUUGUCCACAUUGACUUAGUAUUAUGUACAUAAUUGUUUCUUUUUUUAAAUUAAUUUUCGCUAACACAGUACACAAUAUUGUACUCAUAACAACAAAACUACAGUGUGUAUACCUUAUAUCAGUAUUAUUACUGUAUGCAUAAUAAGGAUUAACAAUCCAUUUAAAAAAUGUAAAUAGUUUUAUUCAUCAAUGUUUUUUUUUUCCACUGGUCUAAUUUCUAACAUGUAACUACUCAGGAAUUGUUAAAUAUGUUCAUCAUUCAUUGGUUGUUGUGUAAGAACUAAAUACUGUUAAUGUUUCAUUUUCAUUUAGAAAAUAAAGAUACAAGUAACUGAC
Hypomesus transpacificus is the source of this 2148-nucleotide messenger RNA. RefSeq names its product junctional adhesion molecule 3a (gene jam3a). The record is from RefSeq and is a predicted model, not a curated record. The transcript has 9 exons. Gene Ontology annotation, biological process: angiogenesis; cell adhesion. Gene Ontology annotation, molecular function: protein heterodimerization activity; protein homodimerization activity. Bases 106 to 1011 code for a protein of 301 amino acids. NCBI's taxonomy places the organism in Eukaryota, Metazoa, Chordata, Actinopteri, Osmeriformes, Osmeridae.